Molecule: messenger RNA, 651 nt
Organism: Symbiodinium necroappetens
Lineage: Eukaryota; Dinophyceae; Suessiales; Symbiodiniaceae
Source: the annotation of a GenBank genome assembly
AUGCUGUGCUGCUGCACAGCAGAUGACAAGGCUCCCCCAGGCCUGGAAUUUGAGGAAAGACUGCCAGCGCCGAGGCCCUUCAUUCAAACAGCUCCAGCUUUUAGACCAGACUCGAUACCCGAUGUCUUCUUGGUUUCCGUGUCAACGGAAAGCAGACCCCUGGGUAUUGUCUUGGACGUGACCAACCCGGAGUGUGCUGUUGUCAAGGACAUCGGCGAAGGAAGUGUUCGGGACUGGAACCAGGAAUGCUCCGAAGACAAAACCGUGAUGCUUCUGGACCGGGUGCUGGAAGUGAACGGAGUUCGUGGAUCGAGCAUAGAGCUAGCGAAAGCUCUUGGAAAUCCAGAUACGCAGGAGUUCUCGAUUACAAUGCAGCGACCGGAGGAGAGAAGAGUAUCACUACGGCGGCCAGGGGAAAUCGGCCUCAUCAUCAACUACAAGCGAGUUGGCGCUGUUGCCCCAUGGAUUUCUAAGAUAACUCCCGGCCUUGUAAGCCAAUGGAACGAGAGCAUGCCGGAUCAGGCCGUGCACGUUCAUGACCGCAUCAUCGGAGUCAACGGUGAAGCGGGCACCACCGAAGAGUUGUUGGCAAGAAUUCGUGCGAACAACCAAGGGAUGCUUGAGCUCACCGUGCUGCACUAUGCCGUUUGA